Elgaria multicarinata webbii is the source of this 1656-nucleotide messenger RNA. RefSeq names its product high affinity choline transporter 1-like. Bases 1 to 1656 code for a protein of 551 amino acids. Gene Ontology annotation, cellular component: plasma membrane. The record is from RefSeq and is a predicted model, not a curated record. The transcript is spliced from 8 exons. Gene Ontology annotation, molecular function: choline:sodium symporter activity. Lineage: Eukaryota; Metazoa; Chordata; Lepidosauria; Squamata; Anguidae. Gene Ontology annotation, biological process: acetylcholine biosynthetic process; transmembrane transport; choline transport.
AUGGCUUUGAACGUAAGUGGCUUGGUAGCUGUGGUUGUAUUUUAUGUCCUGACUUUAGCCACUGGAAUAUGGGCUUCCCGGAAAACCAAGAAAGAGAAGAACAAGAAGCCCAGUGAAGUAGCCAUGGUGGGAGACAGAAACAUGAACUUUUUCAUUGGACUGUUCACGGCAACUGCAACAUGGGUUGGCGGAGGAUAUAUCAAUGGCACAGCUGAAAUUGUCUAUCUUCCUUCAAGAGGACUAGCCUGGGUUCAAGCCCCUGCAGGAUUUGCUUUGUCCCUCCUUGUUGGUGGGCUCUUCUUUGUCGAUCCAAUGAGAGAGAAGAAUUACGUGACAAUGAUGGAUCCAAUCCAAGAAACUUAUGGGAACGUGAUGGCAAGUCUCCUGUUUAUUCCACCAUUGAUAGCAGACAUAUUCUGGUUUGCAGCGAUUCUUGCUUCCUUAGGAGCAACCAUGAAGGUCAUUUUGGAUAUCCAAGGUUACAUAGCCAUCAUUGCCUCUGCAUGCACAGUUAUACUCUAUACUUCCCUAGGAGGUUUGUACUCCGUUGCAUAUACAGAUGUAAUUCAACUGCUCCUUAUAACAGCCAGCUUGUGGCUUUGCAUCCCAUUCGCCAUGAUGAACUCUGCCACGGAAAGCAUUUCUUACACCGCUACCCACAACUCAUUCCAAGCACCAUGGAUCGGAAAAGUAGAAAUGCAAUAUUUUGGAAGGUGGAUGGAUGACUUUUUAUAUUUGGUGCUUGGAGGCAUCCCGUGGCAAUCCUAUUUCCAGCGGGUUUUCUCGGCUUCUUCUCCAAAACAAGCCAGGCUCAUUUCCUAUCUUUCUGGCCUGGGGUGCUUUGUCAUGGCCAUCCCUUCUGUGCUCAUUGGAGCAGUUGCAGCCUCCACAGACUGGAAUCAAACAGGCUAUGGCCUUCCCACGCCCAAUGACAGAGGUGAUGCUUCCCUCAUACUUCCGUUAGUUCUCCACUAUCUUUGCCCAACGUAUAUCUCCAUUGUUGGCUUGGGUGCCAUUGCAGCUGCCGUGAUGUCUUCUGGGGAUUCUACCUUGCUCUCCGGCAGCUCCAUGUUUGCUCACAACAUCUAUAGGAAAAUUCUCAGGAAAAAGGCGACAGAAAAAGAUGUAUUAUGGGUGAUGAGAGCAUCCAUGGUGGUGUUUGGGACACUGGCAGCUGCUCUGGCCUUUUACUCGCAUUCCAUUUUUGAUCUCUGGUUCGUGAGCGGAGAGCUGGUGUACGCCCUCCUCUUUCCUCAGCUCUGCUGUGUCCUCUUCGUUCAUGGCACCAACACUUACGGCUCAGCCGCUGGGUUCCUCUUGGGGUUUCUGCUGCGGCUGUUGGCAGGGGAGCCCUCCCUGAAGAUCCCCCCAGUGAUCUGUUACCCAGGAUGCUCUCUUGUAGACGGGGCCUACAUUCAACUCUUCCCAUUUAAGAUGGUCACCAUGCUGGUCUCUCUGUUGACCAUCGUCUCCGUUUCAUACCUGGCAGCCUUUGGGUUUAAGGCAAAUCUCCUUCCUGUCGAAUGGGAUGUUUGUAAAAUAAUUAAGGAUGAUCAAGUGCUCAUUUCCUUACGCCAGAAAGAAAAAUGGGAGAAUGUACAAAGGAUGGAGAACUGUGAGCGAGAAGGAGAGGCAAAAAGCAACGGUGUUUUAUAA